Capsicum annuum is the source of this 896-nucleotide messenger RNA. RefSeq lists its product as uncharacterized. The record is from RefSeq and is a predicted model, not a curated record. Lineage: Eukaryota; Viridiplantae; Streptophyta; Magnoliopsida; Solanales; Solanaceae.
AAAAGUUGUACAUGGAGUCUUUACGAGGAUCGGAUUAUUCAAAGUAAUUUUAAGAAGACGGCAUCUUCUCUAUUGUCAUGCAUGUUUUCUAAAGCUCGAAGUAACGGACGGCGGCCUGGAUGGCUUGGGUCAUAUUAUUGGGAUUGUAUACUGGCAGUCUCCGGAAUUUCAAAACAAGAGCAACCAGACAAAGGCAGCUCGAAAGUCCAAGAAGGGUGGCUCAUUGCACACGUGUGGUUCGGUGUCUAUGGGGACAGCUAAGAGGAAAUUGAAUCGAUAUAUUCAAGCAAUUGAAGAGCUAAAAAAGAAUCGGCCGAUAGAUGAUCAAGGCAAUCCAAUCAUGCUAUCAGAGGAGGAAACUCUCUCCUGCUGGCUGGAUGUAGUUGGUGGCGUGUAUAAGGGAAGGGCAUACGGUCUUUGCUCCGAGAAGAACUUUCAUCGCCUUCAGUGUGGAUUGCAAUGCAAAGUAUAGGGGGCUCUGCCACCAUGCUAGAUGAGCAGCUUGAGGAGACGCAACAGGAAGUUCGAGAGCUUGCUAGGAAAUACGAGGAGGAAUGAAAAAGAAGGAUGGAUGAGGAGCGACGUAGCACGACACUUGAGUCAGACGUCCAAGAACUCAAGGCUCAAGUAAAUACGUUAAUCAAGCUUCCUCGUUCUCCGCCCCCUAGCUCUGAUGAUGAUGGCGAAGAGGAUGAGGAUGAGGAUGAUGGAGAGGAUGAAAUGGAUUAUUAGGUAGUGUUUUAGUUUUGGAUUCUGAUAAUUUGGAGAGUUUGAAACAAUGUAUUUUGCUACUUGUUUGCAUACUUUUUUUAUACUUGUUUGGAUAUUAUUUAAGUUGGAUGAAUAUGUGUGAAGUUUGGUUGCUUAAUUUUAAUGUUUGAAUUGUUUCGGAAGCA